Molecule: messenger RNA, 2853 nt
Organism: Lodderomyces orthopsilosis Co 90-125
Lineage: Eukaryota; Fungi; Ascomycota; Pichiomycetes; Serinales; Debaryomycetaceae
Gene: DCP2
Product: decapping enzyme complex catalytic subunit
Exons: 1
Coding region: 1-2853 (950 amino acids)
Biological process (GO): nuclear-transcribed mRNA catabolic process, nonsense-mediated decay; deadenylation-dependent decapping of nuclear-transcribed mRNA
Cellular component (GO): cytoplasm; P-body
Molecular function (GO): 5'-(N(7)-methylguanosine 5'-triphospho)-[mRNA] hydrolase activity; RNA binding; manganese ion binding
Source: RefSeq, a predicted model, not a curated record
AUGUCAAUACAGCUAAGAGAUGGUUUAAUCAAUCAGCUGUUGGAUCGCGUUCUUGAAGAUCUUUUAGUGAGAUUUGUCGUCAACGUACCUGAGGAGGACUUGUCUUCGAUAGAAAGAAUAUUCUUUCAAGUGGAAGAGGCACAUUGGUUCUACUUGGACUAUGUACGUCAAUUGGAUCCCAGCCUACCUUCUAUGAAGAUGAAAACGUUUGCUUCGAAACUUUUGGAAAAGUGUCCGCUAAUAUGGAAAUGGGGAGAUCCUUCCGACGCAUUAGCAAGGUUUGGGAAAUACAAAAGUACGAUCCCGGUAAGGGGAGUUGCAUUGUUCAAUAAGGAUUUGACAAAGGUGUUGUUGGUCAAAGGGACAGAAUCAAACGCUUGGUCGUUUCCUAGGGGAAAAAUUUCCAAGGAUGAGAGCGAUAUUGAUUGUGCUGUGAGAGAGGCUGAAGAGGAAAUUGGAUUCAAUUGCUCAGAAUUGAUAGAUAGGAAUGAUUAUGUUGAGAGAACAAUUAGGGGUAAGAACUACAAGAUUUUCCUCGUGAAGAAUGUUUCUGAAGAUGCUCAUUUUGAGCCAGUUUCAAAGUAUGAAAUCUCCCAAAUAAAGUGGUUUGACAUUAAAGCCGUCCAGAAAAAGGUGAAAAGUAAUCCAAACAACUUUUUCAUAGUAGCAACAAUCAUUAAACCGGUGAUGAAAUGGAUAAGUAAAAACAAAGGUGUAUUGAGUGAAGAGGAGCUUAUGCAGCAAGCAGAAAUCAAAUUAAAGAAAUUAAUGGGAUUGAAUAAACGCGAAGAAAAUGUGGAUGCCGGAAGAGAGUUGCUCAACAUUUUACAAAGAGCCAAACCAACUUCAAAAUCAGCCGACAUUCGAGAUGAGUCGACAAACAACCAGGCCGCGCAACCAAAUAUAACACCAAUGGUUAAUGUCCAGCUUCCACUACAUCUUCAAAAUCAACUUCCCUUCUUCACUGGUGGAGCUCAUCCCAACAUGCCGUUUUUCAUGCAACCAAUGGCUAAUGGGCCUGGACAAGUUCCUCAUUUUCCUCAGCCUGGCUUUUUCCACCCUCAUCAUCAAUAUAAUCAACAAGUGCCACCCAACCCUGAAAGCUUGACGAAACCUAAAACCAAUUCAAAAGAAUUGUUAUCCAUUUUGACAACCAAGAGUGACAGGAAGGAUGAUUCCGGUCUGACCAGAGCGAAAAAUGCAGAUUCUGGAAAUAUUAGAUCAAGGGCUCAACAACUAAUGAGUGUGUUUCCAAAGAGAAAGGAACCGGUUGAAAGGAAAGAUGACAAACCAGUUGAUAGUAAAGAUGUAUCAGGUCGUGCAAGCCCUUCAAGCAAUCAAUCAAACUCAAGUCAAGAAAAGAUAAAGACAAAACCAGCUUUGAACAAAUAUACACCUCUGGAAAAAGAUGCAUCUAAGUCGGUGCGUCAACAACCAUCGAAUGAGAUUGAGGAAUCCAUUCGUUCUUCGUAUCAGCGACAACCAGCAGUUGGACAAAAGAUAAAAUUACUCAAAAGAUCUGACAACAAAGAUUCAAAGGAUCUUUUGAGCCUCUUGGGGCCGAGAAAAGAAACUAAGGAACAAGGUAAUGGCUCUGAUUCCAAACAAAAUGGGGGUAUCGCGAAUCAAGCACAAAAAGAAGCGUCUAUUGAGGAGGAAGAUGAUGUAAAUGGAUCAAUUCAUGUCGAAAAACAGCCCUCACCCGACCGUACUGCCUCACAACAAUUACUAAGCUUUUUACACAGAGAGACCCCAUCCAAGAAUUUUGACGAGGGAGAAAAGAGGGCCAGUGGGAUUGCAAAUGUAUUAAACAAAGAAACACGCGAUAAUGAUAUUACACCUAGGGUGGUAUCGCCAACCAGAGAUUUUCUCAGUUUACUCAAGAAACCAAACAAUGCUGAUUCUCGUAACACAUCAAGUGUUGAUCCGUCACCAUUAUCAAACAAACCCCAGCAACAGCAUAAAUCACAAUCGUCAACUUCAGCAAACAAAUUGCUCAGUUUGCUAGAAAGGAGACCAUCAGAUAAUGGUAAAGGCAGUAUCAACCAGGGUAUUUGGAGCAAUCAAGAUAAACGACCUAGCAUUACAUCACCCAAUGCAUUAGCCAGUAUUCAACAAUUUGACAGAGAAGUUGGCAGUAAUCAAGCAACGUUGUCAAAUACUAUUGCGUCACCCGUUUCAGAAAAUUGGGGGUUCUCUCAGCCGGAAUCUUAUCAACAACUGCAACAACCGCAUCAGCAGCAGAAUGUCGAUUUGUCAGCUGCAAAUACGUUAAGAGACGUUUUGAGAAAGAACAGCGCGCAACCAUCUCCUAGUUUGAGUGGGGCGUAUGAUCCUGUGAGUAACAGUCAAUCACAGGCUCCACAGGCUCCACAGGCUCCGCAUACUCAAGCAUGCCCCAAUCAAAAACAGCAGGAUCAAUUUGAUAAUUUUGAGGAUUUCGAAGAUUUUGAAGAGUUGGACAACUUUAAUGCAUUCAAUGAUAAAUACAUAUUUGAUGAAGAGUUACUUCCUAAAACUUUCAACACCUUUGAUGUCGAUAGUGAUGAAGAAGAUUCUGGAGGUCAUGUUGGACAUCAGUUUCAGCAUCCACUGCAACUGCAACUGCAACAGCGCCAGCGUCAGCUGCAGUAUUCACAGCACCCACAACAAUCUUUCUACCAAGGUGGUGCCUUUCAACAAGCACAGAAACCUUUGGAGAAUACGAAUGGUAUCAACUCGGGAACACCCAACAUAGCAGAACCUAAAUUCAAUUUAUCUACAUCAUUCCGGUCAACUAUUGGUCCACAGGAUAAUUCAAACAAUCCAGGUAAAGGAUUAUUAGCAUUAUUGAACCGGGGAAAAUCUUCAUAA